Molecule: messenger RNA, 2118 nt
Organism: Mustela erminea (ermine)
Lineage: Eukaryota; Metazoa; Chordata; Mammalia; Carnivora; Mustelidae
Gene: B4GAT1
Product: beta-1,4-glucuronyltransferase 1
Exons: 2
Coding region: 405-1652 (415 amino acids)
Molecular function (GO): glucuronosyltransferase activity
Source: RefSeq, a predicted model, not a curated record
ACCCGAGCCAUCGUUCACCAAGCCGCGACCGAGAGUUCUGCCACGGUUUCCCGGCCUUAAGGCGUGGGCGAGUGCACGAGUGUUACAGAAAGCGCCUGGUCCGGGGGGUCGCGCACUGAUCGGGAGGGAGGGGGGAGUAUCCCUGGGAACCCGGCAGGCGCGGCCGCGGGCACGUUCAGGGUUUGCAGACCGCGGCGUGCGGGGGAUGCAGUAGCUCCUCCUCGCGCGCAGGGGGCGAGCUGGCGCGCCCCAAGGCCCUCUCCGGCGGGGAACCUGCGCGGGGCUCGGCUCGCCUCGGCUCGCUUCGGCUGCGCUCGGCAGGCUGCGGUAAAUCCGGGCUUGCGGCGGCUGGCAAAGGCUGCGGCCCGGUGGUCCCCGCUGCGCGCCCUGGAGCCCCGAGAGCCAUGCAGAUGUCCUACGCCAUCCGGUGCGCCUUCUACCAGCUGCUUCUGGCCGCGCUGAUGCUGGUGGCGAUGCUGCAGCUGCUCUACCUGUCGCUGUUGUCCGGGCUACAUGGGCAGGAGGAGCAAGACCAGUAUUUCGAGUUCUUUCCCCCGUCCCCGCGGUCCGUGGACCAGGUCAAGGCGCAGCUCCGCACCGCUCUGGCCUCUGGGGGCGUCCUGGACGCCAGUGGCGACUACCGCGUCUACAGGGGCCUACUGAAGACCACCAUGGACCCCAAUGAUGUGAUCCUGGCCACGCACGCCAGCGUGGACAACCUGCUGCACCUGUCGGGCCUGUUGGAGCGCUGGGAGGGCCCGCUCUCCGUGUCGGUGUUCGCGGCCACCAAGGAGGAGGCGCAGCUAGCCACGGUGCUGACCUACGCGCUGAGCAGCCACUGCCCCGAUAUGCGCGCCCGGGUCGCCAUGCACCUUGUGUGCCCCUCGCGCUAUGAGGCCGCUGUGCCUGAUCCCCGGGAGCCGGGGGAGUUUGCCCUGCUGCGGUCCUGCCAGGAGGUCUUUGACAAGCUAGCCAGGGUGGCCCAGCCCGGGAUCAACUAUGCGCUGGGCACCAAUGUCUCCUAUCCCAAUAACCUGCUGAGGAAUCUGGCUCGGGAAGGGGCCAACUAUGCCCUGGUAAUCGAUGUGGACAUGGUGCCCAGUGAGGGGCUGUGGAGGGGCCUUCGGGAAAUGCUGGAUCAGAGCAAGCAGUGGGCGGGCACAGCACUGGUGGUGCCCGCCUUCGAGAUCCGCCGAGCCCGCCGCAUGCCCACGAACAAGAACGAGCUGUUGCAGCUCUACCAAGUGGGCGAGGUGCGGCCCUUCUAUUAUGGGCUGUGCACGCCCUGCCAGGCGCCCACCAACUACUCCCGCUGGGUCAACCUGCCAGAAGAGAGCUUGCUGAGGCCUGCCUAUGUGGUGCCCUGGCAGGACCCCUGGGAACCAUUCUACGUGGCCGGAGGCAAGGUGCCCACUUUCGACGAGCGCUUUCGCCAGUAUGGCUUCAAUCGGAUCAGCCAGGCCUGUGAGCUGCACGUGGCAGGAUUUGAUUUCGAGGUGCUCAACGAAGGUUUCCUGGUUCAUAAGGGCUUCAAGGAAGCUUUGAAGUUCCAUCCCCAAAAGGAGGCCGAAAAUCAGCACAAUAAGAUCCUUUACCGCCAGUUCAAACAGGAGUUGAAGGCCAAGUACCCCGACUCCCCUCGUCACUGCUGAGCCUUUCUCUCCCCUAGUCAGAGAAGUCUCAGCCUCUUCCCUCCUUAGGCCGUCCCUCAGGCCUGACAGGAGGAAGAAAUGUCACUCCACUUUACAGUGGUAGCUGUGAUGUUGGAACACUGGACUUGAAUACGGGGUGCUGGGAUCAAGUCCUGGCUUUACCACUAACUAGCUGUGUGGCCUUGAGCAAAUCCCACUUCCUCUCUGAGCCUCAGUUAUCCCGUCUGUAAAAAGGGAGGUGAGCACACCUACCUCACAGAACUGUCGGGAGGCUCAGAUGAGAUGCUAUAUAUGUGAACCAUUCUGUAAGCUUCGUACAAAUGUGAAGUAUUAUUAAUAUUAUUACAGUAUUAUUGUUAUUAUUAUUAUUAACAAUCUGGGGUGGGUGGGCAGUAGGAGAGUGAAAAGUAUGAAUGGGGCAGAACUGAGAAGUCUGAGUACUUAACAAAAUGGACUUUUUGGGGAA